GAGGGCAGGAUCGUGCUGCGGUUGCGCAGCCUGCGCGGCGACGCCGACCUGUACGUGUCGGACGGCACGCUGCACCCCAGCUUCGACGACUACGAGCUGCAGUCGGCCACGUGCGGCCAAGACGCUGUCGCUGUCCCGGCGCGCUUCCGGCGACCGGUGGGCAUCGGCGUCUAUGGGCACCCGUCCCACCUGGAGAGCCAGUUCGAGAUGCGCGUGUACCUGGACGCCACCGCCGACCCACUGGGUGCUGCAGACACUCCGGCAGGGAGCCCGCAGCGCACGCCCGCGCCCGAGGACGGACCCCGGGACGACGAGUCGGUGCUCUGGACCCUGCUCUUCAGUGUCCUGAAGCUGGUCCUCGAGGUGCUGUUCUGACCUGGCCGUGUGCAGAGUCGCCUCGGCCUGAACGUGCCGUAGGUCUGGCAGGAGAGAAGGCCGGGCAGUUUGUGAUGGCGGACACAGCAGGCACAAUGUUGGUUUCCUUCAAAGAUCCAAGUCCCCACACAGAGUGUGCACAAUAAAAUGUUUAAACUCCA
Molecule: messenger RNA, 536 nt
Organism: Tupaia belangeri chinensis (Chinese tree shrew)
Lineage: Eukaryota; Metazoa; Chordata; Mammalia; Scandentia; Tupaiidae
Gene: CUNH6orf120
Product: chromosome unknown C6orf120 homolog
Source: RefSeq, a predicted model, not a curated record